Messenger RNA from Salarias fasciatus (jewelled blenny), 2069 nucleotides. RefSeq names its product GRB2-related adaptor protein 2-like. The coding region runs from base 153 to 1013 and encodes 286 amino acids. Gene Ontology annotation, molecular function: protein binding. Lineage: Eukaryota; Metazoa; Chordata; Actinopteri; Blenniiformes; Blenniidae. The transcript is spliced from 8 exons. The record is from RefSeq and is a predicted model, not a curated record.
GAUCCAUCAUCUCCACUCUGAAUUGUUCUCCUUCACUCUGGAUCCUGAACAUGUCUGGAGGAAAACUCCCAGAAUAAAGUCACAUCCCCACCUGAGGACAGACGAGACUACACUCCUCUUCACUUUGCCGUCGACCUGCCAGCCGCUCCAUCAUGGAGGCCAGAGGAAAGUACGACUUCACAGCGUCGGACGAGGAGGAGCUGAGCUUCAGGAAGGGAGACAUCCUGAAGAUCCUGGGCCCGCAGGAGGAGUGGUGCAAGGCCGAGAUGAACGGACAGGAGGGCUUUAUCCCCAGGAACUACAUCGAGAUCCAGAUGCCGGGGUGGUUCCAGGAGAACGCCAGUCGUAGCGCUGCCGAGGACCUCCUCCGGACCAGAGACGUCGGCGCCUUCGUCAUUCGGGGCUGCCAGAGCUCCCCCAACGACUUCUCCAUCUCCGUCAAACACGAGAACGACGUCCAGCAUUUCAAAGUGAUGCGGGAUAACAAAGGCCAGUACUUCCUGUGGUCGGAGAAGUUCACGUCGCUCAACAAGCUGGUGGAGUUUUAUAAAAGCACGUCCAUCUCCAAAACCAGAGAGAUCUACCUGAACGACGGCAGCCGGGACAGCAGGAGCCCCACCGCCGCCCAGACAAAAAGAGGAAGUUUGCCUGAACAGCGUAGCGUGGCAGCAGAAGCAGCCGUUCCACGCAGAGCAUCAGACCAGCCACACAGUCAGCUGGUUAAAAAACUGGGACUGGAGGAGCGAGCUCAGUCCAUUGGCCACACAGGUAGAAGCAGCCCAGUCAGCUCGGGUUUUGCCCCCCGCCGGACCUCUGAGACGAUGCCCCCGCCCCAGGUGUCGGCGGUGCAGGUACAGGCCAUGUACGACUUCACGGCGGAGGAGGACGAUGAGCUGGGCUUCAGCGUCGGUGAUGUGAUCGAAGUCCUGGACCGCUCCGACGCAUCCUGGUGGAAAGGGAAGCUGCGAGGAAAGAGCGGGCUGUUUCCUGCCAACUACACCAUGGUGCUGUAGGAGGAAACAUCUGGAAGAGAAGGAAUGGAACUGUGUCCCCGGAGAGACGGCCGGGCCCGUGCACACCCAACCACUCCCGUCAAAACAAGCCGCUUUUACCUGUUACUUUCAGAAACACUUUGUUUCAACAGCGGCGACAAAAACACUGAAAAACAGUGUAGUGAGCAUGCCAGGCGCUUCUGCAAUGAAACACACACACACACACACACACACACACACACACACGCUGCAGAGAACAAACGCUUUAAGCGAGAACAAUGGGAGAACAUAGACGUUUGUAUGGACAGACCACCAGGAGAACCUGGGCCAGUACCAGGACCAGGACCAGGAGAGCCUGGACGGGGAGCCAUGACGCUCAGGAGGACACUGUUCUGGAUGUCUAUCUACUGAGCAUGUGCGGAACUGUGUAGCACAACCGGUGCGCUUGUUUGGCAUUUCUGUCCAGGUGUCUUUCAGAAAGUGUCGUUUUCAUUCAGCUGCAUUGCCUUUUCUCUUGAACUGGUUGUAAACCGCCUGGACCUGGACCCAGCAGCUCCUCUCUGGUCACACCAACUCCUCCUGCUGUUUCCCCUUGAAGCAUGGAAAGACCUCUGACUCCACAAUAAACACAUUAUUGCUGCAGAUUUUUUGUUUGUGUAGUAACCUCAUUAAAAUCAGUUUUGUGUUAUUGUUUUUGUUGUUUGUGUAUUUUCAAAGUAAAAUUACUGGUUGGUUAUGUUCUCUAGGAAGACUCAUAUAGCUAAAUGUAUUAUUUUAUGAACAAUUUAAUGUGACCACUAGUGAAAAUGUAAUUAUUUGUACUGAUUGUAUUUUUCUAUUAUUAUUAUUAUUAUGAUUUUGCCUGUGACGACCAGACAGGAAGGGACUUAGCUAGCCCACCGGAGCAGCGCCUCGGGACCUCCAGCACCAGACAGCCGGGGGGCGGAGUGCUGCGGGUGGAGCUGCAGGACCUUGAUGGAGGCUGCCUGAUGGAGGUCAGUCUGCAGGAGGCUCAGAGUCCUGCUGCUCUGCCGCUCUGUUGCUGCUCUGCUGCUCUGUUGCUGCUCUGUUGCUGCU